Messenger RNA from Saccharomycodes ludwigii, 909 nucleotides. RefSeq names its product Ctp1p (gene CTP1). The coding region runs from base 1 to 909 and encodes 302 amino acids. Lineage: Eukaryota; Fungi; Ascomycota; Saccharomycetes; Saccharomycodales; Saccharomycodaceae. The transcript has a single exon. Gene Ontology annotation, molecular function: tricarboxylate secondary active transmembrane transporter activity. The record is from RefSeq and is a predicted model, not a curated record. Gene Ontology annotation, biological process: mitochondrial citrate transmembrane transport.
AUGUCCCAAGAACAAAAGAAAAAGACUGAACCAUGGAAAUCAUUUGUGGCUGGCUCCGCUGCAGGUGCAAUGGAAGCAAUGAUAACCUAUCCAUUUGAAUUUGCUAAAACAAGAUUACAAUUAAUGGACAGUACCACUAGCUCGACUGUAUCACGUAAUCCACUUGUAUUAAUUUAUAGAACCGCUAAAGUUCAAGGUCUCUCAUCAGUUUAUACAGGUUGUCCAGCUUUUAUUGUCGGAAAUACAGUUAAAGCUGGUGUAAGAUUUUUGGGGUACGAUACCAUUAAAAACUUAUUAAAAGAUCCUAAAACAGGCGAGCUAAGUGGUCCAAGAGGUGUUAUUGCAGGGUUGGGUGCUGGUUUGUUAGAAAGUAUUGUUGCAGUUACCCCAUCAGAAGCUAUUAAGAUCGGGUUAAUCGAUGAUAAAAAUCGUGGUCCUGGUAAAAGCAAAUAUCAUUAUAAUGGGAAAUCUGGUUUAGUCAAUGUUAUCCAAUUAUGUAAAGACGAGGGAGUGUCUGGUAUAUAUAGGGGCUUGAUUCCUGUUGCGUUAAGACAGGCUUCUAAUCAAGCCGUUAGAAUGGGGUGUUAUAACAAAAUCAAAACUUUAGUGCAAGAUUACACAAACACACCAAAAGACAAACCAUUGAAUAGUGGUUUAACUUUUUUGGUUGGUUCCUUAAGUGGUAUGAUAACUGUUUAUGCUACAAUGCCAAUCGAUACUGUUAAAACUAGAAUGCAAAGUUUAAACGCUAAUUUGAAAUAUAGCGGAACAUUAAAUUGUUUUGUUAAAGUUUUUAAGGAUGAGGGUAUUUUAGCAUUUUGGAAGGGUGCCACACCAAGAUUGGGUAGAUUAGUACUAAGUGGUGGUAUAGUUUUCACAAUUUAUGAAAAAAUCAUGGAUGUAUUAUAG